CAGCUGUUCCAGAAAACCAGACGAGAGACCGAGGACGAAAGGAUGGACUGUCGAACCAGGACAAAUGUCGGGAAAAACAGCUCAUUUCUCUUCAACAUAUAAAGUCUGAGAAGCUGCACACGAUGCGAGGAUUCAGCGCGAGCGAUUUGUCUCCAGCAGCGCUGCAGUACUCCUGUGGAUCUGUAGAGCAGCCCCUGGAGACGAAAGCCCCGCCCCCUCCCAGGCCAUGCCCUACCCCGCUCUCAGAGAGGCCACGCCCCACUGCCUUAGCCACGCCCAAAACGCCCAGAACACAGAAACCCCACGUGCCCCCUAAGCCUGUGCACCUGCUGCCGCGGGGUCCCGUCCCCCCAGCGCCCCGCCGACCCCUUCCCAGCCCCCCUCCCAGAGCCAGAGUCCCGUCUGCAGGAGCCGGUGUGGGGCGGCUCAUCGAGGGCUUUCACAGCUCCAGGUUUCCGAUUCUGGGUCUCCAGCGGAGGAACGACCUCCAUUGGGGAGCCAUCAUGGAUUGUCCAGCCUCUCAAGUGCCGGACGGCAGCGAUCAGCCUCAGCUCAUGGAGGCGUCAGCGGUGACGGCUGCUCUGGAUACUGAGGAUGCGCUUGCAUUUAAUACGCGUGAAAUCUCGGAGCUUUUGAAACUGUCCAGUUUAGACUCCUUCCAGACAGACUCUGCCAAUGAGGUGGAAAUUACGGACGAACUUCAAAAAGAGCAUAAAAGACAUUCUGGUAGCGCUUUGGAGAAUAACCACAGUGACUUAGACCGAGAGCAUCAAGACGAAAGCGGUAAACAUGUAGAUGCGGAGCAGGAGCGGCCGCAGGGUCACGAGGGGUCGGAGGCGAACGGUAAGAUCCCCAAUCGGGAUAGCGGGAUUGACAGUCCGUCCUGCGGGGCAGAGGGCGAGGGAUUCCCAAAUGAGGGACGAAUCGAGGAGGAGGACAGGAAUGACAGCGUCGCCACGGAGACGGAGUCAUGCGUCACCGCCGGCAACAAGCGGGACUCGACGCAGGAUGAAGACAGCGACCUGGACGAGGGGAGCAGUGAGGAUCCAGAGAGCCUGGAACCCAAGGGUUUGCCGUCUGAUUCGCAGAAGCUGUUGAACAUUGCUAAAGAGUUGCUUCAGACAGAAGAAGCGUACGUCAAAAGACUCAACCUGCUGGACCAGGUGUUUUGUGCCCGUCUGACGGAGGCCAGCAUCCCUGUUGACGUCAUCACAGGAAUCUUCUCCAACAUCUCCAGCAUCUACCUCUUUCACCACCAGUUCCUGCUGCCUGAACUACAGACACGCAUCACACAGGAGUGGAGCUGUAAUCCGCGUAUAGGGGACAUCCUGCAGAAGCUGGCCCCGUUCCUGAAGAUGUACGGCGAGUAUGUGAAGAACUUCGAUCGUGCCAUGGAGCUGGUGAGCACAUGGACGCAGCGCUCCGCUCAGUUCAAAAGCGUGGUCCAAAGCAUCCAGAAGCAAGAUGUGUGUGGGAACCUGACGCUGCAGCAUCACAUGCUGGAGCCGGUGCAGCGCAUUCCCCGCUAUGAGCUCUUACUCAAGGACUAUCUGAAGAAACUGCCCGCUGGCGCUGCAGACCGGAGAGACGCUGAGAAUGCUCUGGAGCUGAUCUCCACCGCAGCAAACCACUCCAACGCUGCCAUCAGGAAAAUGGAGAAGAUGAACAAGCUCCUGGAGGUGUAUGAGAAGCUAGGCGGAGAGGAGGACAUCGUUAAUCCAGCUAAUGAAUUCAUUAAAGAAGGCCACUUAAAGAAGAUGUCGGCUAAGAACGGCACGGCACAGGACCGAUAUCUCUAUCUGUUCAAUAACAUGGUGCUGUACUGUGUGCCAAAACUGAGGCUGAUGGGACAGAAGUUUAGCGUCAGAGAGCGAAUCGACAUCGCAGGGAUGGAGGUUCAGGAAAACGUCAAGCAGAACGUCCCUCACACUUUCACCAUCAUCGGCAAACAGCGCUCGCUUGAGCUGCAGGCCAGGACGGCUGAGGAGAAGGACGACUGGAUAAAAGUGAUCCUGGCGACGAUUGAGAAGCACAAGCAGAACAGCGAGACGUUCAAAGCUUUCAACAUCUCCUGCAGCCGUGAUGAUGAGCACACGCCUGACUCGCCGGGCCCGUGGAGCAGCCCGAGCACAUGCGAGACAGACGGAGUGCCGCAUGAGAGGAAGAGCUCUAAGAAACGAGAGAAGGAGAGAGAAACAUGCAAAGGCUGCAACGAGACCUUCCACUUCACCAAACGCAAACACCACUGCAAGCACUGCGGCGCGGCCGUCUGUGGGAAAUGUUCCAAGGUGUCGGAGAGCAAGAACAUCCGCUUGUGUAAGCAGUGUUUUGACCUCCUGCAGGGAGCUGAAGGGACAGCAGGGGGCGGCACUGAGCCCAAGAAAAAAAUCGAGAAGCAGCUGUCAGUUGCUCAGUCUUCUCAACGAACAGGAAAGGUUGAGGAGUUGGACCAAGAUCUGGGUGCCCAUCACUGAAGCACAACCUCUGCUGUGUUACCAGCAAACCAGCACACAGGUGUCUCUGGCUGUGACAUCCACGACAUGACAAGAUGAAAGAGUCAACCCUGUUCAGACCCAUUGCAGAUUCUGAAUCGGUGAUCGACUGAAUGGAGCUGCUGUCACAUGCUGUAAAAGGAGGAGCCAACAAGAUGUCAGUCACAGCAAGAGCCAAUAAGAUGCUUUCCCUCGCCUCUGGUCCCUCCCCUUUAUAAAGAACUCCUGUUACUUGAAAUCACUUUAUCCUCAGCACUUUUUUAUUCUUUCUUUUGAAGAUCUUUUUUGCCUUCCUUCACACGAUCGUUGCUCUUUCAACAGCUCUCGCAUUCGUGGGUCAUCAUUUGAGUGUGAGAGAGACUGUCAAUGCACUGUUCCUGUGUGGCGCUGGAUGAAGAUAUUGAGAAUGUCUAUAUAAUGUUAUGAUGAAUGUUUUUUUAAUUUGUUGCCUUUCUGAUGUUAUUAGUUAAAGCAUUAAGUCACUGUUCUUGUAAUGCACUGUCAGUUGAGACCUUUGUGAACCACUUUGUUUUUUCUUUCCGAUUUUAAAAUAUGAAAUCUUUAAAGUACAAGUAAACCGAAGGGACGCACAGAACUGAAGCAGAGGAAAAAGCACAUAUAGCACACGUCAUACUCAAAAUCUUCGCUCAAAAUCAACAGAAAGAAAGAAUAUUUUCUAUUGUGAAGUUUUACAUUACAUUAUAAUUACGCACAUUUCACCCCAAAUUCUCAUUUUUAUAAUGCACAAUAAAAAUAUUGUGUAGUGUUCAUACAUCGUGGCAGAAUUAAUUGUACUAUGCCUUUAAUAUGUAAAGUAUUAACAUUAGUAUAUUAGUAUAUACAGUAAUGAGAAUAAGGGGAAAAACUCAAGCGUUAGACAUUUUUCAGUCCCAGUGAAUAAAUGAAUAAUAUCAUAAUGUAAAAAAAUCUUAAUGGUCCUAAAACAGCUUUUAUUUAACAUAAUGCAACAUUUUUCUUUGGUUCCUGGAGUGAAACCCUGCCACAACAUUCACCCACGAUUUCACAAGAUUGCUCUCACAGUGUGUUCAUAAACUCUUCUAAAACGUAAGUCUGAACAUUCAUGGUGUGUUGCUUCCUCAAACUGUGUUGUACAAACAAGAGAUUGUUUUCACCAUCUUCAUGAGGAUACACAGCUUUGUUGUUUAAGGGCAGAUUCCUGUGGCAGGCCACUGAAUACUACACCCUACUGUAGAACAUUUGCCAUUGUAAUGCUUGAGGGGAAACUGUUUGUUUUUGUGUGGCUUUUAAGGUAAAGGUUUGGAUUAGAAAACUUCAAGAAUGGAGCACUCCCUGCGUCAAUUUCCUGUCUCUUACAAACCCUUUUAACAAAGGCACACUUCUCUUUUGUAUGCACCAGUAUUGUGAUUGCAACAGAAGUACUGUAUGCCUGCACAGUUCAGUCUGUGUGUCUGGAGGUCGAUGACGGUCAAUAUGUAUUGAAUGAUGUAAACAUUGCAUUUGCUUCUUUUUUUAAUAUUGUUUGAAUCCUUGAAACGGAACCAGUGUUAUUAAAAGCCUUUUAUGUGUACAAAAUCUGUCUUAUAGCAUAUCAAUGAAUAAAAGAGUAUCUGGUCA
Molecule: messenger RNA, 4088 nt
Organism: Labeo rohita (rohu)
Lineage: Eukaryota; Metazoa; Chordata; Actinopteri; Cypriniformes; Cyprinidae
Gene: fgd
Product: faciogenital dysplasia
Exons: 19
Coding region: 123-2474 (783 amino acids)
Biological process (GO): filopodium assembly; cytoskeleton organization
Cellular component (GO): cytoplasm
Molecular function (GO): guanyl-nucleotide exchange factor activity; metal ion binding
Source: RefSeq, a predicted model, not a curated record